Messenger RNA from Chrysoperla carnea, 649 nucleotides. RefSeq names its product mediator of RNA polymerase II transcription subunit 22 (gene MED22). Gene Ontology annotation, molecular function: transcription coregulator activity. The coding region runs from base 83 to 499 and encodes 138 amino acids. The transcript has 3 exons. The record is from RefSeq and is a predicted model, not a curated record. Gene Ontology annotation, cellular component: mediator complex. Gene Ontology annotation, biological process: regulation of transcription by RNA polymerase II. NCBI's taxonomy places the organism in Eukaryota, Metazoa, Arthropoda, Insecta, Neuroptera, Chrysopidae.
AUCAAGCGGUGUUUGAGUAAACUAAAACAAUUAAAUGUCAAAUAUAAAUUAAAUUACAUUGAAUUUUUUUUAAAUAUAAAAAAUGUCACGUAAUUUAACGCAGUCGAAAGAGGCAUUAUUGAAAUCGUAUACAACACGUUUAAAAGAUGAUGUUAAAAGUAUGUUAGAAAAUUUUGAAGAAAUAGUAAAAUUAGCUAAAGGAGAAAAUGAAACUCAAUUAUCUAGAAUGACACAAUGUGAACAAGAUACAUAUGAAAUGCAUGUACGAGCAGCUAAUAUUGUUCGCGCUGGUGAAUCUUUAAUGAAACUGGUUUCAGAUAUUAAACAAUAUUUAAUAUUAAACGAUUUUCCAUCUGUAAAUGAAGCAAUUACUCAAAAUUCUAAACUAUUCAGGACCAAACAAGCAGAAUGCGAUCAAAAAUUAAUGUCAUUAAGAGAUGAUAUGGCAUGCGAUUUGUAUGACCUAGAAGAAGAGUAUUAUACUAGCAUGUUUAAGUAAUUUAUAAGUUAAAUUUAAAACAUAAUUAAUAUGUGAUAUUAUUUAAGUACGUAUUCGGAAAUAAGUUUAAUAUUUAAAUAUUUUUAAAUAAACAACAUAUGUGGUAUUUCUAUCUUUUAUACAUUGACUGUAAUCCUUUCAGCAAAUAGA